This is a messenger RNA of Aspergillus sclerotioniger CBS 115572, 1452 nucleotides long. RefSeq lists its product as uncharacterized. The record is from RefSeq and is a predicted model, not a curated record. The transcript is spliced from 2 exons. Bases 1 to 1452 code for a protein of 483 amino acids. NCBI's taxonomy places the organism in Eukaryota, Fungi, Ascomycota, Eurotiomycetes, Eurotiales, Aspergillaceae.
AUGGACAGUAUGCGCUCCCCUAAUAGCAGGAUGUCUUUCCCCCCACUGCUUGUAGUGGACGCUAUUGUCAAACAUCUCAAUCUGGAGACCAUCAAAUCCUUGUGCCUUACCAAUAAGGCCUGGGGAGAGUUAUGUCUGGGCCCUCGCUUCAAAUCCUUUGUUCACCACCAAGUCACAGAUUUAACUGCACGAAGCCUUCAGUCUCUUACCGCUCUUAAUUGUCAUCCCUACCUACGCACAGGCGUCAAGAAGCUGACUAUCAUAGCGGAUGUCUAUGAUCUUUCUGUUCUAAGGAGAAUCUCGCGAACAAAGGAAUACGAAGUGAUAACGGGUAAUCUUAUAGAGUCUAGGGCCUGUACCCAGGAUGAGCUGGCCCAAGUGGAAUCAGACAUACAGUGGUUGGAGGAGAGAUCUUUCAACUCCCAGCUUGUCAAUGAGGAUGAUAUCGUGAAAGCACUGGUUACGCUAUUUAACCAUCUCGGGCAGCUUGAUUCUAUUGCUUUGGAGACCAUGGUGACAACCGUCCCCCGCUCAGUCGCCUUUGAGACCAAGGGCGAAUGGCACAUGAUCUGGAGUGACAUCGUGGUGGACAGUUUGAGUAUCUAUGAGGAGCCCAUAUGCUGCGCUGUGCCUACCAACGAGAUAACUGCUUACAUGGACAACCUCGAUACCAGAGGAUGGGCCUUUUCUCCCGGCCAGUCCGUCACAUCUUUCGCAGUUGAUCUCUCCAUGCGGGUGGAUUCUAAUCAAGAAAGAUUAAUGAAGCACCGAGAUCAAGCUGACCGGCUUGAGGGCGUCGACCGUUGGGCCCAGAUUUCGACCCUGGGAAGCCUAAAAUCGGAUGUGCACCCUGAAGCCAUUUCGGAGAAUAACUUUCCUGGUGUCUCCCGUCUUUUGAAAAGAAUGCCGAACCUGCAAUCCUUAAUUCUCAGUCUGCGUCGUACAGUUGUAGGGGAUACCUCUCCAUACUGCCAGCUGUUUGAUGCUAUUGCCGAGGAGGUUCAUCUUCCCCAGCUCGAAAGGCUUUGGCUCCUCAGAAUUUACACCACGUCUAACACACUCCUACGCUUCCUGCGAAAUCAUCUCGGCAUCAGAGAGUUGCAUUUGGAGAAAGUGAACCUUCUAUCUGGUUCAUGGGAGACGGUUCUCCAGCACGUUCAAGAGAUGCCAUACCUGACGAAAGUGAUUUUAUCAGCAAUCGAGACCGCAGGCGAGCCUGUAAAUCUUAUUCAAGCCGGCUGCUUUGAUUAUGACUAUUACGUAGCGAGCAACUCCGAUCCAGACUACUACUGGUGUAGCCGGGGGGUUUUUGUCCACCGCCGAGAAUUUGACGCAUCUGCCAUCCGUCAAGGCUUUCACUUUACCUCGGAUUGGACGGGGACCUCGGAAUAUACCCCCGCAGAAUAUGAAUGGUAUCUAUAUCACCGUCAGGUCUAUGGGAUUGCAUGGUGA